Lodderomyces elongisporus is the source of this 1227-nucleotide messenger RNA. RefSeq names its product ferrochelatase (gene HEM15). Bases 1 to 1227 code for a protein of 408 amino acids. The record is from RefSeq and is a predicted model, not a curated record. Gene Ontology annotation, cellular component: mitochondrion. Lineage: Eukaryota; Fungi; Ascomycota; Pichiomycetes; Serinales; Debaryomycetaceae. The transcript has a single exon. Gene Ontology annotation, biological process: heme biosynthetic process. Gene Ontology annotation, molecular function: protoporphyrin ferrochelatase activity.
AUGAGAGCAGCGAUGUUUAGCAAUUUUCGGUCUCGUUUGAGUUGCUGUGGCCCUUUUGCUCAUAGGUUUGGGUCGAGAUUGAAUUCUAGUGUUAGCAGCAACGGUAAUAUCACUUCUAACAAGUCUCCAACAGGUGUUGUGUUUAUGAACAUGGGUGGCCCAUCCAAGGUAGAGGAAACCUACGACUUCUUAUUGCGUUUGUUCCAAGACGGAGAUUUGAUUCCGUUUGGUAUUUUCCAGAAACCCUUGGGUAAGUUAAUUGCAAAAAGGCGAACACCAAAGAUAGAGGAGCAUUACAAGGAGAUUGGCGGAGGCUCACCCAUUAGGAAAUGGUCGGAAUAUCAGUGUAAGAAGCUUUGCGAGAUUUUGGACGAGACAAAUCCUGAAACAGCACCACACAAACCGUACGUGGCCUUCAGAUAUGCAAAGCCAUUGACGGAAGAGACAUUAGCUGAAAUGAAGAAAGAUGGCGUGAAGAGAGCAAUAGCAUUCUCUCAAUAUCCUCAAUUUUCAUACUCAACGACGGGUUCAUCGAUAAAUGAAUUGUAUAGACAAACUUUGAAGCACGAUCCAGAAAGAAGCAUCGAAUGGUCUAUUAUUGAUCGUUGGCCACAACAGAAUGGCUUGGUUAAGGCAUUUGCAAGCAAUAUUAAAGAAAAACUUGCGGAAUUUCCACCAGAAAUAAGGGACGAUGUUAUUAUAUUAUUCUCGGCACAUUCCUUGCCAAUGGAAAUUGUCAACUUGGGUGACUCAUACCCUGCCGAAGUCGGGGCAACAGUGUACAAAGUGAUGGAAAGCUUGAACUUUUCCAAUCCAUACAGAUUAGUAUGGCAAUCACAAGUUGGUCCAAAACCUUGGUUGGGCGCACAAACUGCCAAAAUUAUUGAUAAGUUGGAAAAGCGCGAUGACGUGAAAGGUAUUGUUUUGGUGCCUAUUGCUUUUACAUCCGAUCAUAUUGAGACUUUGCACGAGUUGGAUAUAGAGAUCAUGGAGGAAGCUGAAAAUCCCGAGAAAAUCAAGCGAGCCGAGUCAAUGAAUGGGAAUGAAGUGUUUAUCAAAGGUCUUGCCGACCUAGUGGCAGAACACUUGAAGAGCGGUAGAAAAUAUUCAAAGCAAUUGGAAUUGGAUUGCAUUUUAGGUGGUGAAAAAGCACACGGUACUUUUAAACACCCCGACGAAAUGUUUGGCAAACAAUCGCCACAAUCAUCAAAACCAACACAAAACUAA